This is a messenger RNA of Oncorhynchus gorbuscha (pink salmon), 2174 nucleotides long. RefSeq names its product erythroferrone. Bases 1093 to 1983 code for a protein of 296 amino acids. The record is from RefSeq and is a predicted model, not a curated record. Lineage: Eukaryota; Metazoa; Chordata; Actinopteri; Salmoniformes; Salmonidae. The transcript is spliced from 8 exons. Gene Ontology annotation, molecular function: hormone activity.
AAAGAGACCACAAACAAAGAACGGAGACAGGGAAAGAACACGGGGAGGAGGGAGCGAGAUAAAGAGAGACAGAAUGACUCUGGGCAGACAAGGGGAACAGGGCUGCAGCUGGAAAGAGUGACAGCUCAAGAUCAAGAGGCUGAUAGAGUGAGAGUGAAGGAGGAGCCCACUAAGGAGGGAGGGAGGAGGAGGAGUCUUCAACAAGACGAAGAUUUUAAAAAAAUCGCUUUGGAGAGAGAAAGAUCUACAAACAGAAUCCGUCCAAACACAGCCAUUACACUGGAGCAGCGUGUUGAGCCCAAGGAAUAUGGAUUGAAGUCAAGACAAGUUGGAAAUCUAUCUGGGAACAGGACACCCUAAUUAAACCGACAACCAAAGGAACAACUGCUAUUGCGAAGAGAGGGAGAGAAAGACAGACAGUGAGAGGGAGCAAAGGAAGGGAGAGUACAGGGCAGUGAACGAGUAAGGGAAAAAGAGUGGCUAGACAGAGGAGGGCAAAAGAAGAGAAUUAAUACCACCCACUGUGCCAAUACCACACACAGAGUAAAAUUGUUACGCACAUACACACAUUCAAAGACAGAAAACCUGCCUGUGCCACACACACAGUAUUUAUGUCUCACACAUUGGCUAUACCACACACACCGAAUUUCUCAAACAAGUUUGCAUGCAACAUAUGCAGUAAGUAUUCGACACGCUGAAAUCAAAACGUUUAUAUCAACAGAAACGGAGAGAAACAAAGAAGAUAAAGAGCCAUGGAGAGACAUUAAAGCGUCAUAUGGGUUGGUAUUACUACGCACAGAGUGACAUAGACAGACAAAACGCAACAUAGUGGCAUCACGGGGCCUCCACAGGAGCAGGAACUCUUCGAAAACUAACCUGAGGAACUAUACUGCCAACUUAACCCCCCAAAAUAAUUACCACAGAACUGAAGGCCGGUGAUUCUUCUUCUUUGACUACAAUCCUAUUACCAUUAACCAGAAGCAAACCAGAGCAACUGUAUUGAGGAUCUAUCAUCUCCGUAGUAUGGGUGCCUAAGACAGGCGAGCUGAAGAGCUGUGUCCCUGGAAGGAGCACCAUCAGCCCUUCCCCACCAUGCUGCUCCAUAUGGCCCAGGGCAGGGGAACCUUAAGCAGGGUACGAGGGCUCCUGCUGCUGCCCCUCCUAAUGGUGCUGCUGGUGACUUUUUGUGCUGCACAGAGCGAAAAGAGUCAGGAGAACCAGGGAGAGAAUAACACUGGCAGUACGGAGAGCCCGGAGACUGUCUCCUCAGAUGUGGCCAUCGUCAGUCCUCGUAACUCCUGGCUCGUCUUCAGACACAACUCCAACAAAGGAGAGAACAAGAAGACCAAGCCCCCAAAGAGGGCAUCUAAGCAUGGUCUACCGGGCCCCCCCGGUCCUCCAGGCCCUCAAGGGCCCCCCGGCCCCCCGGCCCCCCUGUUACCUCAGCAGGAAGAGCUGAUGCAGGAGUUCCAGCUACGGCUGAGAGAGAUGGCUGGUGGACCCUGUCUGCUCUGUGAGCGGCCUCCCCGUGUGGCCACCGCCUUCCACUGCCGCCUACACCACCCCCUCACCGUGCCACGCCGCAGUCUGCUAGAGCUGCAGCCAUUCAGCAGUAUCUCGGACACUGAGCAGAGCCUCCAGAGGGGCCCGGGCUUCAACUCUAGCAGUGGCCGCUACACGGCUCCCGUCUCCGGGUUCUACCAACUCACCGCCAGCCUUCUCAUAGAGCCCAAUGAGAGGUCACAAGCCAGGAUGAAGGAUAGUGUGAAGGCUUCCAUCUGCAUUGAGUCCCUAUGCCAGAGCAAUGUGUCUCUGGAUUCGGUGACAGGGGUGGGUAGUUCAGGAGUCUUCAGCGUCUUACUGACAGGAACCCUUUACAUACAGGCGGGGGAGUAUGUGUCCAUUUUCGUCGACAACGGAACAGGCUCAGCACUCACAGUCCUCCGGGAUACUUUAUUUUCCGGGAUACUCCUGGGAGUGUGAACACAGUAAAACAAAUGAUACACACACACCCAUAGACUGAAAUGAACAAACAUAUUAAACCACGUACAGUACCGGUCAGAAGUUUGGACACACCUAAUCAUUCAAGGGUUUUUCCUUAUUUCUAAAUAUUUUCUACAUUGUAGAAUAAUAGUGAAGACAUCAAAACUAUGAAAUAGCACGCAUGGAAUCAU